UCUUUGUAAAGGAGACGCCAUUUUGCAAGCGUCACUUGGCGGCGUGUCGGGUUUCGGCAUUUUAAACCGAAAUACCUAUAAUCAAAUAUUGUUAUUGUUUUGUUUUUGUGUAAUAUGUCGUAUCAAUCCAGUGUAGCGCAGGAUACAUUAGCUGCGGCACAAUUGGAAAUGGCCGGUAACCCCAACGCAUUAGCCCUGCGUCGGCCAUUCGACCCGGUGGCGCACGACUUGGAAGCUAGUUUUCGUUUGACACGAUUUGCGGACUUAAAAGGAAGAAGCUGUAAAGUACCCCAAGAUGUUCUGGGCAAAUUGGUGGAGUCUCUACAGCAAGACUACUCACAACAAGAGCAGGAUCAGUUCAUGCAUGUGGCGAUACCACGCAUUGGCAUCGGUUUGGAUUGCUCGGUGACGCCACUACGACACGGCGGACUUUGUUUGGUGCAAACUACUGACUUUUUCUACCCGUUGGUGGAUGAUCCCUACAUGAUGGGAAAAAUCGCGUGUGCUAAUGUUUUGAGCGAUUUGUACGCUAUGGGCGUAACUGAAUGUGACAAUAUGUUAAUGUUGUUGGGAGUAUCAACAAAGAUGACAGAGAAGGAACGAGAUGUAGUUAUACCCCUUAUUAUGCGAGGAUUCAAGGAUUCUGCAUUAGAAGCUGGCACUUCUGUCACUGGUGGUCAAACAGUUAUCAACCCCUGGUGUACUAUUGGGGGGGUUGCUACUACAAUUUGUCAACCAAAUGAGUACAUUGUACCCGACAACGCUGUGAUGGGUGAUGUGUUGGUGCUAACAAAACCUUUAGGCACCCAAGUAGCUGUUAAUGCACAUCAAUGGCUGGAUCAGCCAGAACGUUGGAACCGAAUUAAAUUAGUUGUAUCUGAAGAAGAUGUUCGCAAAGCUUAUCACCGUGCUAUGGACUCCAUGAGUAGAUUGAAUCGUAUUGCAGCUCGCCUUAUGCACAAAUACAAUGCUCAUGGCUCUACAGAUGUUACUGGAUUUGGUUUGCUAGGUCAUGCACAGAACUUAGCGUCCCACCAAAAGAAUGAAGUAUCAUUUGUAAUCCACAACUUGCCCGUGAUAGCUAAAAUGGCAGCAGUGGCCAAAGCUUGUGGUAACAUGUUCCAGUUGCUCCAAGGUCAUGCUCCUGAGACCUCAGGCGGACUUCUAAUCUGCUUGCCACGAGAACAGGCUGCAGCAUACUGCAAAGAUAUUGAAAAGCAAGAAGGUUAUCAGGCCUGGAUCAUUGGUAUUGUAGAAAAAGGCAAUCGCACAGCUCGCAUCAUCGACAAACCCCGAGUUAUUGAAGUGCCCGCUAAAGAUUAAGCGUCAUGCAUUCAGACAUUUUAAAAGUUGAAGUUUUUUACAUUAUAAUUUUAACUUGUAAGGAACUUAAUGAAUAUUGCAGUUUCAUUUUAAAUGAUCUAUUAUGUAUAAUUUGAUGGUUCUCUGUUUUCUUAUAUGUAUGUAAUUAAUUCCUUGUAGCUAUAUGCCAUUUUUUUUUGUAACAUAAUGAAUAGCCAGAGUAUGUUCUGGUGGUAGAUAUAAGAAAGCUUUUAGAGAACUUGAUCUAGUGACAUUGGUGUUUAUAUUUGUAAGGCAACAUUAUUAAUAAGAUAAAAGAAAUAUUCCAUUAGGUACACAACCUAACAUUUGUUUGCAGCUUGAGAACUUUUCCUGCAAAUUGUGAGAGUAAGGAUUAUUAUUAGAAUAAAGUUAUUUUUCAGUCAAA
Molecule: messenger RNA, 1729 nt
Organism: Galleria mellonella (greater wax moth)
Lineage: Eukaryota; Metazoa; Arthropoda; Insecta; Lepidoptera; Pyralidae
Gene: Sps1
Product: inactive selenide, water dikinase-like protein
Exons: 1
Coding region: 115-1323 (402 amino acids)
Biological process (GO): L-selenocysteine biosynthetic process
Cellular component (GO): cytoplasm
Molecular function (GO): selenide, water dikinase activity; ATP binding
Source: RefSeq, a predicted model, not a curated record